GUACAUCCAAACCAUCAAUUUAUGCGCUAUGAUUCACAUGAACAGUUUGAAGAUUUGAAGAUUAUAUUUGAUGGUACAACCGCUAAUGGUGACACUUCACUGGGACUAAGUAAUACCACAGAUGCUAGUGCUUACCUUGUUGGUGAUAAUCAAGUGAAAGAAAACUUCGUUGAAAUAAGUGAUGACGUUAUUGAUGUGGCUUUUGUUUCAAAACAAAAUCUGAAAGGUCAUCCAGAAAAACUGAUCCCAAUAAAGAGGUCCAGAACUGAAGAAUGCUAUAAUUCAGAGAAGCUGAAGAAUGAUAACAAUGAUUCCAUUUUAGCUGUGAGCAAUAAGAUCCUUAGUACCAUACAACAAAGAGAAGAGAGACAACAAAAAGAAGCCGAAAAAAGAGAAGAGAAACUUAGAUUGGAUGCUGUAAAACAAGAAGCUGAAAUAAAAUGUUUUAUGGGUUAUAUAAUUUAA
Molecule: messenger RNA, 465 nt
Organism: Eruca vesicaria subsp. sativa (arugula)
Lineage: Eukaryota; Viridiplantae; Streptophyta; Magnoliopsida; Brassicales; Brassicaceae
Source: the annotation of a GenBank genome assembly